ACCACUUGUGAGCCGGUCGGAACGCAGAAAAGAUCCAUUUGAUCAACACCAGUCAGCCUGUAAAUACCUGACAUUCGCUGAGAAAGACGUCAAUUUGUGACAAUAAAUAACAGUGAAAUUUCUUAAUAGAACCAUGUCCACAGAUGUGCGAGGAGUUGUAUUAUCUGGCACUGAAUUGGCGAAAGAAAUUCGUGCAGGGUUAACCAAAGAUGUAAACAUCCUAAAGGAAAAGUUACCUGGCUUCGCACCAGGUUUGGCUAUCGUUCAGGUAGGUGGCCGGGAGGAUUCCAAUGUUUAUAUCAAGAUGAAGAUUAAGGCGGCCGCCGACAUAGGAAUUCUCGCCGAGCAUGUGAAGCUUCCUAAUACGACUACGGAAAUAGAGCUUAUCAACAAAGUUAAUAAACUGAAUAAUAAUCCUAACAUUCACGGGAUUAUCGUGCAAAUGCCGUUAGACUCUGUAAAUAAAAUCAAUUCUCAUCUGAUCACUGAUCUGGUGUCACCCAGCAAAGACGUUGAUGGAUUAAAUACCGUUAACGAGGGCCGAGUUGCUAUCGGCGACAUGUCCGGAUUUUUGCCAUGCACUCCGAACGGCUGCAUCGAGUUGAUAAAGAAGAGCGGUGUUCCUAUCGCUGGCGCGCGAGCUGUCGUGUUGGGAAGGAGCAAGAUCGUCGGCACGCCGAUUAGCGAGUUGCUAAAAUGGCAUAACGCGACCGUAACGGUUUGCCACUCGAAAACAAAGAACCUUCCUGGCAUUGUGCGUGAAGCCGAUAUCUUAGUGGUAGGCAUUGGGCAAGCCGAACUAGUCAAAGGUGAUUGGAUUAAACCGGGCGCGGUUGUUAUCGAUUGCGGCAUUAAUCCUGUGCCAGACUCGACGAAAAAAAGUGGACAACGUUUGUUGGGCGACGUGGCAUAUGAGGAAGCUGCCAAGGUAGCUUCGUACAUCACACCGGUACCAGGUGGCGUCGGGCCUAUGACUGUCGCGAUGUUGAUGAAGAACACUGUGAUAUCCGCGCAGAGGGCGGCGGCGAAGAUGCUCAGCACCCAGUGGAAGCUUAGAGCCCUCAAGCUAAACCUCGUUCAACCUGUACCGAGCGACAUUAGCAUCUCCAGGUGCCAGGAGCCGAAAGCGAUCUCCGCGCUGGCCGAUGAAAUCGGAUUGGUGUCGAACGAGUUCAACCCCUACGGCAGCAAGAAAGCCAAGGUCGGCCUCGGAGUGCUGCAACGACUGAAGCAUCAACAGAACGGAAAGUACAUCGUGGUAGCGGGCAUCACACCCACCCCGUUCGGCGAAGGCAAGAGCACGACUUCCCUUGGAUUGGUACAGGCUCUAACGGCGCAUCGCGGCAAGAAUUCCUUCGUCACCGUCAGGCAACCCAGCCAAGGACCUACGUUCGGUGUUAAAGGUGGAGCCGCGGGGGGAGGAUAUUCGCAGGUAAUCCCUAUGGAGGAGUUUAAUCUUCACUUGACAGGUGACAUUCACGCCGUCACCGCCGCGCACAAUCUCCUGGCGGCGCAGAUCGACGCGCGAUACUUCCACGAGUCGACUCAGACCGACAAGGCCCUGUACGACCGACUGGUACCGACUAUCAAAGGUGUCAGGCAGUUCUCGAAAAUUCAGCUCAGACGACUGCAAAAACUCGGCAUCGCGAAAACCGAUCCGAGCGCGUUGACCGACGAGGAGCGACGCAGAUUCGCGCGGCUGGAUAUCGAUCCAAAGAACAUUACGUGGCCGCGAGUGAUGGACAUAAACGAUCGAUUCCUACGAAAGAUCACCAUCGGUCAGAGCCCAACGGAGAAGGACAAGGCAAGACAGACCUCGUUCUGCAUUUCCGUGGGGUCUGAGGUAAUGGCAGUCCUGGCAUUGUCCACCGAUGUCGAGGACAUGAAGAGACGGCUUGGCAACAUCGUUGUCGGAUUCAGCAAAAGCGGCGAGCCCUUAACCGCUGACGAUUUCGGUGCGACUGGAGCAAUGGCGAUUCUGCUGAAGGACGCUAUAGAACCGACACUGAUGCAAUCAUUGGAAGGUACACCUGUAAUGGUGCACACUGGUCCGUUCGCCAAUAUCGCCCACGGUUGCUCGUCCAUCCUAGCCGAUGCGAUCGCCUUGAAACUGGUCGGACCAGAAGGAAUCGUCGUGACAGAGGCAGGUUUCGGAUCAGACAUCGGCAUGGAAAAAUUCUUUGACAUCAAGUGCCGUACCUCCGGGCUCAUACCGAACGCAGUUGUGCUCGUUGCGACUGUCAGGGCAUUGAAGAUGCACGGUGGCGGGCCGCCUGUGACCACCGGAGCGCCUCUGCAGAAGGAAUACCUUGAGGAGAACAUCGAGCUCGUGAGGAAAGGACUGCCGAAUCUGCAAAAGCAUAUUGACAAUGGUCGUCAAUACGGCAUGCCCGUCAUCGUCGCCAUCAACUCGCACACCACCGAUACUCAAGCGGAACUGGAACUCGUCAAGCAAGCAGCCCUGAAGAGCGGCGCAUCUGACGCGAUAAUAUGCACGCAUUGGGCCAACGGUGGUGCCGGCGCCACGGCGCUCGCGGAUGCAGUGAUAGCAGCUACGAAUGAUAAAUCUAGCAAUUUUAAGUUUCUAUAUAAUCUCGAAGACAGCAUUGAGGAGAAGAUAAGUAAGGUCGCCAAGAAAAUUUAUGGGGCUGGUCGCGUUGUACUCGGGGAAAAUGUGCAGAAAAAGAUAGAAAGCUACAACGAGCUAGGGUACAACAAAUUACCGAUAUGCAUGGCGAAAACCUCGAAUUCGUUAACCGGAGAUCCAUCUAUCAAAGGCGCGCCAACUGGUUUUACUCUUGACAUCACGGACAUAUUCGUUUCAGUCGGUGCCGGAUUCGUAGUUCCUAUGGUGGGAGAGAUUAUGAUGAUGCCGGGACUCUCGACUAGACCGAGUAUCUACGACAUGGACUGGAACAGCGAAACUGAUGAAAUAGAAGGUUUAUUUUAAACAUGAACUAUAUUUUUCGGUAAAGGAAACAUUUUCACGAUGUAUGAUACCGAUAAAUGAGCCAAAAUAUUUUGCAUACAAAUAUAAUUAUCAAUAAAUUUGUAUUUCUAUACAAGUCUUGUGGGAUGAUGUGCCAUAUAUAUAUAUAUAGAUAUAUAUAUAUAUAUACCGCUGCGAUAUAUAUAUAUAUAUAUAUAUCUAUCAGUGUACAAUCUCAACGUAUUCAUACAAC
Harpegnathos saltator (Jerdon's jumping ant) is the source of this 3182-nucleotide messenger RNA. It is a transcript of the gene pug, whose product is annotated as pug C-1-tetrahydrofolate synthase, cytoplasmic. NCBI's taxonomy places the organism in Eukaryota, Metazoa, Arthropoda, Insecta, Hymenoptera, Formicidae. The coding region runs from base 134 to 2950 and encodes 938 amino acids. Gene Ontology annotation, molecular function: ATP binding; methenyltetrahydrofolate cyclohydrolase activity; methylenetetrahydrofolate dehydrogenase (NADP+) activity. The record is from RefSeq and is a predicted model, not a curated record. Gene Ontology annotation, cellular component: cytosol. Gene Ontology annotation, biological process: tetrahydrofolate interconversion. The transcript has 13 exons.